Molecule: messenger RNA, 5909 nt
Organism: Falco peregrinus (peregrine falcon)
Lineage: Eukaryota; Metazoa; Chordata; Aves; Falconiformes; Falconidae
Gene: CADM3
Product: cell adhesion molecule 3
Exons: 12
Coding region: 223-1650 (475 amino acids)
Biological process (GO): homophilic cell-cell adhesion
Cellular component (GO): presynaptic membrane
Source: RefSeq, a predicted model, not a curated record
GCUCGGCUCGCCCCGGCCCCGCGGGCGCUUGCUGCCACCAUGCUGCCCCUCGGCUUCCUGCUGCUCCUCGCCUGCCUCAGCGCCGCCCGGGGAAACCUCUCCCGUGACGUCCUAGGGCUGGAUAUAGCGUGGAUGAUGACACUGCAAGAUUUCUUCCAAGGCUGGCCUGCUUCUGUGACCCAGCACUGGCCAUGAGCUGCCAGGCUUGCCGUUGUCUGUCUGAUGCAGCGAGACAAACAGACCCUCAAAAAACCUUUGGGAGCAGAGGAGACAGAUGGCUGGAAGAUGCUUGAAAAGAAGCUGCUGGCAUGUCUUCACAGUUGCUGCCUUAUCCUUGUGGCUCUCCAGCCAGAGAGCCAGCCCACAACGUCAGAUGAGACUGUGGUGGCCGGUGGUACAGUGGUGCUAAAGUGCCAGGUGGAGGAUCCUGAUGACUCCUCGUUGCAGUGGUCCAACCCUGCCCAGCAGACCCUCUACUUCGGGGAGAAACGAGCCCUGCGCGAUAACAGGAUCCAGCUGGAGAGGUCCACACCCAAUGAACUGACCAUCAGCAUCAGUGAUGUAGUGCUGUCGGAUGAGGGGGAAUACACCUGCUCCAUCUUCACCAUGCCUGUACGGACUGCAAAGGCUCUGGUCACUGUGCUGGGAAUCCCCCAGAAACCCCAAAUCUUCGGCCAUGAGCAGCCCAUUGAUGAGGAGAAGAUAGCCCGGCUGACCUGCCGGUCCUCUGGCAGCAAGCCCGCAGCCCAGCUCCGGUGGAAGAAGGGCAACAAGGAGCUGAAGGAUGAAGGCACCGAGGUGGUGGAGGACCCCAAUGGAAAGACCUUCACAGUGAGCAGUCGGGUGGAGUUCCGUGUCACCAAGGAGGACAAUGAAGCUGAGGUGACUUGCACUGUGGACCAUGAGUCCCUGCAGAACUCUGAGAGGUCGACCACGCAGAAGCUGCAGGUUCACUACAAGCCAACAGCGAAGAUCGAGCCGCAUCCCCAGUACCCACGGGAAGGCGAGAAGCUCCAGCUGCAGUGCGAUGGGCAGGGCAACCCCAUCCCCCGGGAGUUCCUGUGGGAGAAGGAGGGCAGUGACGUGCCCCUGCAGCUGAGCUCCGACAGUGUCCUCAUCUUCCCCUUCCUCAACAAGAGCGACAGUGGCACUUACGUCUGCACAGCCACCAGCUCCAUGGGCAGUGUUGUGGCCAAGUACAACCUCGAUGUUAGCGAUUUUUCCCAGCUCCCCACCCCACAUGUUCACUCCACUCCAGCCCCUCCGCCAGGCCCUUCCCAGUCCAUCUCUCAUGCUUCCAUGGCCACCGCUUCAUCCUUCACUCCAGCUCCCAUCCAAGAUGCCAGCCCGGUGCCCUCGACCUCCAGCACAUACCAUGCGGUGAUUGGCGGGGUGGUUGCUGUUAUUGUCUUCCUACUGCUCAGUCUUCUCAUCGUUUUGGGACACUACCUGAUCAGACACAAAGGUAUGUGCAUAAGACACGGGGAGAUGGUCACAUCCAGACAUCGGCAAAACUCAGCAAAGGUGAUGUGUACCUACCUGACCCACGAGGCCAAGGGGUCAGACGAUGCCCCAGACGCCGACACAGCCAUCAUCAAUGCAGAGGGUGGCCAAGCUGGUGGCGAUGACAAGAAGGAGUAUUUCAUCUAGGGGCAUCGGAGAGAGUGAUAAAUGGAGCUAACAGACCCCAAUGGAAACAGAAACCAGACCACAAACCCCACUCAACCCAACAGAUUUUUCUCGUGCCCAGCACGAGCAGAUGGACGGACAGAGGGAUGGCAGGACAGAGAGCAGAGAGCGACCGGCCUGAGACAUGAUGCUUCUUCUUGAACUUGUACAAAACAUUAUUACUAUGAACAGCAAAAGCCCCGGCCCCGUUUGCUUGCUUGCACCUCCAUCCCUGCAACCGGCGCUCGCGCAAAACACAGACCAACCAGUGAGUGAGCGACUUUCCUUCUUCCUUUGGACCUUUGCUUUGGUUUUGUGGCUGCUCUUUGCUUUGGGCCCUUGGUUGGGAUGUUGGGCUGGGGUUGAUGUAGCUCUUUCCUUUGUUUCUCUCCAUUUUGGUUUCUUUGAUAUCCAAGGAUAAAAUCAGCUCCAGGCUCUGGUGCAAGCUCGGGGCAGCUGGGUGGCCCCUCUGUCAUGAACGCUCGCCCUGUGCCUCCCACUGAGAGCUGGGACCCAUAUUCGUGUUGCUCCCCUCAGCCUUGGCUGCUGUGUGAUGGCCCCAGCUCCAGCUGGGGUGGGGAGUGCAGCUGGUGGGACAGGAGCAGGAUGCCAGUGGGCAGCAUCUCUGCCUCCAAGGUCUUGGCAUGCAGCUGGGGUCGAGCAGGGAGGGACCCCAGGCCCCUGCCCUGAUUUUAUCCUUGGUGGUUCUUGUCGAACAGUGUCCGUUCAGGAGGAGAACUGUCCUCGUACAGUAGAUGUGUGAAGCAGGGGUGAGCUUCCAGGGUGGGAACAACUGAGGCCCCCAGAGAGACUGGGAGCUGCCAAGCACUGCAGCUCCCUGGUCCCACCCCAGCGGGAGGGGGGAGGGCAGAGGUCUGGGGGAAAGUCCAGAGAAAAAGCCCCAACUUUACAAAUUUUCAGAUUGGAAAUGUUGAUUUAAACCAUCUAUUGAGAUGUUCAGUGCAGGAGGCCGCCUGUGUUAGGAGCGCCUGGGAGAACCGGUGGGCCCUGUGGCCAUUGCCACUGCCCUUUUUGCCAGGCUAGCUCUGGGGCCGGUGGAGCCUCUGGAAAGGUGUUUUAGACCUGAGGGUGGCUUCAACCAGAGCUGAUGCAGCUGGUGGCAGCAUGGGAGCUGAGCUGGAGAGAACCUCCCCAGUGCAAGCAGCCCAGAGCGACACAAGGCCUGGGAUUCCUCUGGCCAAGGAGCGGGGCUCCACCGGGGUCUACUGCUGGGAGCUGUCUGUCCCCCUUCCCAGGGCAGGUGUGGGCUUGGAAAAGGCCAUUUCUCCCUUGGCUCCAAGUAUGGGGUCAAGCAGGCCAACAAAUGCCUGCAUUUAGUGUCUCGGUACUUCAGGGGUCACCAAGAAGCUUUGGGGGGGCUUGCCCUACCCCCUACUGUUUCGCUCUUUCUUCCAAGACAAAAACAAGAAGCUUUUCCCAGCUUCCCAAAUAGUCUCCAGGAUCUGCUUGGCCCACCCCAACCACACACCCACAGGGUGUGGUGCAGGGGGCUAUGUGUUUCAGCAUCUGUGGGACACCCCACACCCCCCGCAAGGAGCUGGGCCACAUCUGCCACCCUUGGGAUGAGGUUUUUCAGCUUCCCAGGAUCCCGGCAUCUCUUGGUCUGGACACAAGGGAUUUGCAAGAGCCACCCUUCAUCUGGGCACCCCUUCAAUUUUGGGUUGUCUAGAGGAGGAGAACCUUUUGGGAGGAAGCAGAGCCUUUCGGAAAAGAACAAAAGCCCUUGGUGGCAUGGGUAGGCUCAUUGUGGAGGUAGAGGAAGAGCUUGUGUCCUGUGCCUAUGGGGCUGGUAGAGGCAGUGUCGCUCCUGUUCAGACCCUGCAACCCCAUGGAGGAUGCCCACAGGGAAGCCAUCGCAGAGUGAGCAGGGCUAAAGGGGGCUGGGGUCAAACAGGCAAGGAAGAAGAGGCAUGGCUCGGUGGCAGACACAGGCUGUGAGCGAGCAGUGCGUUUGUGGCAUGUGCACAGAUGUGACUAGGUUCACCAUGGCUAAAUCAGGUGUCAGGAGCAAGCAGGCAACAUGGUGUUAGCGCCUUGAAAGAGCCUUUGUCAUGCAUGGUGAAGAAAACCUGCAGUAUUCUCAAUGUCAUGCUUCCUUUCCCAUCUUUUUGGAGGAGGAUGUUGGCCUGGAGCCCCAACAGUAGGUCUGAGCUUGUUUCAAUGGAUGCAAGCAUUGCUGCUGGAGAUAACACUGCAGAUGUCAGUGCUGUUAACUACUCUGCUGCACACUGAGCGUGUAUGAACGUGUGACCUGAUGCUUUGCUGAAGAUCUUUAACAUCCACUAUCAAAUAGACUUAAUUCCUUCAAAUAAAAGUGCAAGGAUGUCUUCUCACGUACGGUUUAAUCUCGUUGUAAGUCUGCAUUACAAAGAAAGCCCUGACCCAGGGUCUGGGAGGAAAGGGGAUUAACUGGUCCCUAGGGAAAGGCAAGUGGGAGCCGAGGUCAGACAGGGCAGUUUGUGCCCCUUCGAGGCAGCGUGGGCACGGCCGUGGCUGGCUUCUCCCCAGCACUGCUGCUUCAGGGGCUGGUGCAGGUGGUCGCUGCUUGGCCCUGGUGAGAGAAGUCUGGAUUGGGCCUUUUUGAGAUGCUGCAUGCUAUGGGACAUGGCAGGAUGCAGCAUGGGGAGGACCAGGCACAGGCAGGGCAUCAGGGCAAGACCUGUUGCCUGUGGCAGCUGUCAGCAAAGGAUGGGCAAGGUCUCACCCUGGGGGGGCCUAUUGUCCUGCGGCAGCCAUGAUGAGAGGCUGAGUUACGGCCGCAGGUCCCGGAAGCAGUGGGAGCAUGAACGUGAGGCUGCGUCUGUAAGCAAGAACCAAAGGGCUCAUCAAAGGGCAGAUGCAAGGGAGCAGUGGGCCUGCUGCCAUGGGCACAAGGGCCGUGGACCUUUGGAUGCAGCACAGGUGCAUGACAGAUGCACCAUGUCACAUGUGUGAAGAGAGAGGUGCUGUGGGAUGAGCAUGGGGGACACAGCCAUGAGGCUACGAUGGGGCACGUCACAGCAUGGGAAGGGUGCAGUGAUGGUGCACCCGCUGUGCUGCCAGUGGAAGGUGGGAUGGGACACACCGUGUCACGAGCGUGAUGGAGAAACCACUUUGUGAGUUUGAGGCCCUGACGAAUAGGUCACGUCAUGGGUGUGAGGUGGGGUAGGAAAUGACGUUUUGGGAGUCCAGGAGCAUGGUGGGGUAUGCUGUGUGUUGUGCCUUUUGGGGUGGUGAAUACACCAUGCCACGGGUGUGCAGAGGAACAGGUACACAGCCGUGAGCAGGGACAUGGCAGGUGUCAGUCAUGAGCUGCACCAAUGUAGGUGCAUUAGGGCGCUGUGAGGUGGAGGUGACUGGGUACACCGUGGGUGCUGGCUCUGGGCCGUGUCCUGCUGUACGUGUGCACAGCGCUGUGGUACGCGGGGUCAGGCCUGUCAAGAAGGGUGGGGUACCCCACCUCAGUACAAUAGGUGGUGCGGGUUGUGUGAAGGGGUGAGAAGCUCCACCUUGAUGUUCACGGGGGGUGAUAGCCUACACCGUCAGCAACACGGGGAGGCAGCAGGGUACGUGGCAUCCCUGCUGUGGCUGAUGAUGGAUGCGCUGCACUGCAGAGGGAAGAAGCAGUGGGACAGGUGGUGCUGCUGGGGCGGUGACAUGAGGGACAUGCUGUCACAGAGGAGAGGGGCCAGCCACUAGGCUCCUGUCCCUCUCUGCUGGUGCCCAGCAAAGCUGGGCAGUGUCACCAUGUGGCUAGGAGAGGUGAGGCCUUGGUGGCCCCUUUGAGAGCAGGAGGGCAGUCCUUGUUGGCCAGGGAGCUGGAGGUCCCCUGCCCGCAUGUCCACCCUGUGCUACCACAGUCACCUGUGCUGGGCCCGCAGCAUCCAGACUGGGACACAGCCAGGGCCAGCAUGAGGGAGAGCAGGGAGGAUCCAGGACCCUGUGGCCCUCAUUUGCAGCAAGGCUCGUUCACUCCCACUCACCAGCCCCAGCAAGGCUCCGGCCACUUCCCAGCUGGCACUGAACUCUCAAUAGACACGAAAGCCAUAUUUGUAGGGAGCUCUGGAGACGCCAUGGGGCGGCAGCGGGGCAGGGCAGAGGAUGGUCUGUGUUGUUGUGCUGUGUUCUUGUAUGUACAUAAAAGGGAGACAACGAACGUCGAUGUGACUUUAUAACCUUUCUAAUAUCCUGUGCUAAUCUCGGAAAAUAAUCCUAUAAAUAUAUCUGGAUUACACACAUUA